This is a messenger RNA of Zalophus californianus (California sea lion), 1503 nucleotides long. RefSeq names its product SET domain containing 9 (gene SETD9). The transcript has 6 exons. The record is from RefSeq and is a predicted model, not a curated record. Lineage: Eukaryota; Metazoa; Chordata; Mammalia; Carnivora; Otariidae. The coding region runs from base 207 to 1106 and encodes 299 amino acids. Gene Ontology annotation, molecular function: protein binding.
CAGCCAGCUGGGGUUAAAAAGGAGCGGCACAGACGCCGCCGGCAACAGGCUCCAGGGGAGCACCAGGGCCCCGGAGCUCCGUACUGAAGGCGGAGAGCGAGGAGGGGCGGGACGGCGUGGCCUCCGCUCCUCCCCGGGCCGGGGCGGGCCCGAGACCGCGACCCACCUCUCCCGCGCUGUCCUCGUCACAGCGCCGCGGGACAGCCAUGCCCGGCCGCCUGCUGCGGGGCCUGUGGCAGCGAUGGCGCCGUUACAAGUACCGCUUCGUUCCUUGGAUCGCGCUGAACCUAAACCGCAACCCGAGGACCCUCCGAUACGUUCCAGAGGAAUCCAAAGACAAAGUUAUCUCAGAUGAAGAUGUCCUAGGAACAUUACUGAAAGUUUUCCAGGCUCUAUUCAUAAAUGAUUUCAAUAAGCAAUCAGAUAUUUUGACUAUGCUUCCAGAAACUGUUAAAUCAAAAUAUCACGACCUACUGUCAGUUCAACAUCCAAGGGUGAAACCGCUUGAAUACAGACAUGAACAGCAAAAUACCUUUAAACCAGAAGAAAUUCUUUAUAAGACAUUGGGUUUCAGUGUUGCCCAAGCAACUAGCUCAUUGAUUUCUGCGGGAAAAGGUGUCUUCGUUACCAGAGGAUUGGUACCAAAAGGCGCGGUUGUAUCUAUGUAUCCUGGUACAGUAUAUCAGAAGUAUGAGCCAAUCUUUUUCCAAUCCGUUGGAAAUCCAUUUAUUUUUAGAUGCUUGGAUGGGGUACUCAUUGAUGGAAAUGACAAAGGAAUAUCAAAAGUUGUAUACAGAUCUUGCAAUGGGAGGGAUCGACUUGGUCCUUUCAAAAUGAGUGAUAGUACAUGGCUAACAUCAGAAAUUUGUAAUCCACUGGCUGUAGGACAGUAUGUCAACAAUUGUUCAAAUGACAGAGCAGCUAAUGUCUGCUAUCAGGAGUUUGAUGUGCCUGCAGUUUUCCCUAUAGAGCUGAAGCAAUAUCUUCCAAACAUUGCAUACAGCUGUGACAAACAAAGCCCACUUCGAUGUGUCAUUCUUGUAGCGCUCAGGGACAUCAAACAAGGAGAAGAGCUUUUUUCAAACUACUAUACAAUUGUCAGCUAACUAUGAACUAGAAAUUAGGUUUUCUACUAUUGAGUUCAUUCUAAAUGUUUUUUGUUCAUCGUAUCUGAGUUCUACCUAUAGAACAAAUAUUUUGAGGCCUAAUUGGAGUGGGAAUUUUUUGUUUUUAUUGAUAUCGUUUUUAUGAUAAAAGCUAUUUGCUUCAUUACAAUUUCAAAUUGUCAUACAAUUCCAAUCUUAAUUGGUUUUCCCCUAAAUAUACAGUAGCUUAUUAAAUUAAAACCUACCUGAACUUAACAUUUCAAAUGUUCUUUUAUUUUGUAUAUCUCUGUGGUGGUUUAUAAAAUUCCAGCCAAGCCAUCAUCAUUUCUUGCACUGUUGAUUUGUACAAACUUCUGUAAAAACUGUAUUUUUAUGUAAUAAACUAAAGCAAAAAAUA